Molecule: messenger RNA, 3259 nt
Organism: Cajanus cajan (pigeon pea)
Lineage: Eukaryota; Viridiplantae; Streptophyta; Magnoliopsida; Fabales; Fabaceae
Product: protein NETWORKED 2A
Molecular function (GO): actin binding
Source: RefSeq, a predicted model, not a curated record
UGAAUGUGUUUGAUUGUUGCACAAAAUAAAAAUGUUGCGAAGGGCAGCGACCAAUGCAUAUUCAUGGUGGUGGGCAAGCCACAUCAGGACUAAGCAAUCCAAAUGGCUAGAACAAAGUCUCCAAGAUAUGGAGGAGGUGGUGGCUGAAACCCUAAAAAUUAUUCAUGAUGAAGGGGAAUCAUUUUCCCAAAGGGCAGAAAUGUACUACAGGAAGAGGCCACAACUGGUAGGUUACGUGGAAGAAGUGUUUCGAGCAUAUAGAGCAUUAGCUGAGAGAUACGAUCUUCUGUCAAAGGAGCUCCAAAGUGCCAACCGCACUAUUGCCAGUGCUUUCCCAGAACAAGUCCAUUAUAGAAUUGAUGAGGAUGAUGGUGAAGAAGGCUUCCAUGGAACAAAUUCAUCAUCUCAACACCCCAACAACCAAACACCAAAAUCAAGCAUUCCUAAAGCCCCAAAUAUGCCAAAGAAGGAUUUUAGAAGCCCAUCAAUGGUGCUCUCUAAGAAGGGUACAUUUAAGAGAUUUGCAAAAUCUGCUCCCACAAGUCCUCAUUCAGGUCUGAGUAAGGUUGCAGCACUAGCAGAAGUUGACAAGCUUCAGAAAGAAAUGUUGGCACUACAAACUGAGAAAGAGUUCGUAAAGUGUUUGUAUGAACAUUCCUAUGAAAAGCACUGGGAAAUUGAGGACCGUAUUACUGAAAUGCAAAAAAGAGUUUACAGUUUGCAAGAUGAGUUUGACAUUAAUGCAAUCAUAGAGGACAAUGAGGCAAGAGCUUUAAUGGCAUCAACAGCUCUAAAUUCAUGCAAAGAGAGCCUUGCUAAAUUGCAAGGUGUACAAGUACAAUCAUCUGAAGAGGCUAAAGUAGCACACCAAAGGGUUAAGGAAGCUCAUGCCAAGUACGAAGCCCUUAAAGACCAAUUCAUUUCUAAACAUAAAAGUCAACAAGACCACGGAAUAGAACCGAAAAACAUAGAGGAAGAAGACUUGUCUAACUUGGAAGAAGAAAUGCAUGAGCAUGAUGUGGGGAAGUUAAGAGACAUGAUUAAGAAAAAGCUUGAGGAAGAUUCAGGUAGCUCCCUCACUAUGACAGAAAUCGUAGAGAAGAUUGAUGAGCUUGUAAGUAAGGUUGUUACCCUAGAAACUGAGGUCUCUUCUCAGACUGGCUUGGUAAAGAGACUGAGAUUAGAAGCAGAUGAACUUCAAAAAAAUAUACUGAGCUUGGAAGAGGGCAAGGAAAUGCUGAUUGAAGAUUCAGAAGAAACAAAAAAGAAGCUGAAAGAAGUGGAGGAGGAGCUGAGGAGAGUUAAAAUUCUCAAUGAAAAUAUCAAAAGGAAAGGCAAUAACCACCAAACACACUUUACUGAGGCUAGUUGUGAUCUUGAACACCUUUUAGGAAAAAUGAAUGAUGUAAAGCUAGAGGAGGAGGGGGAAAACUCGCUACUAUAUAAAAACCAAAGUGCACCAGAUGAAGAACUAGAAGAGUCUGAAAAACCAGGUGAUAACACAAAAAUCAUGAAGGAUGUUAAUAUAACCAAGGAGAAUAAGGAAGAUCGUAGCGUAUAUAUUGGUGAUGUUAGAAAUGAAGAUAACAGGUCCAAUUUGAAGGAAAAUAUUGAUUUUAGGAAUGAAGAGGAGUUUGAAAAACCAGGUGAUAACACAGAAAUCAUGAAGGAUGUUAAGAUAACAAAGGAGGGAAAGAAAGAUCAUAGUGUAAAUAUUGGUGAUGAUAGUAAUGAAGAUAACAAGCCCAAUUUGAAGGAAACUAUUGAUUUUAGGACUGAAGAGAUUCCAGAGCCAAUGGUGCAGGAGAAGGAUGAUUUGUCUGAGGUAAGGAGUAAUGUUGAGACCGAAUCACUUGAUCUGGGGACUGGUGAGAAAGAAGAUCAACCUACCUGGAAUGACAUGUCUACAAGUGGAUUAGAUGAAACAGAAAAGAUUCUAUUGGAAUACACAUCAGUUUUAAGGAGCUACGAGGAUGUAAAGGGAAAGCUCAAUGAUGUGGAGAAGAAAAAUCGGGACAACAUUUCUGAGUUGACACAUCAGGUAAGGGAAUUGAAGGAUACCGUUGAAAUUAAGGAUAAAGAGAUAAACAUUUUACAACAGAAGUUGUCCUGUUCAGAAACAAAUCCCGAUGAAAGUCAUUACACCACUCUCACAGAUUAUAACCACACGCCACAAGAAGCACUUCUUCAAGGAAUAGACUCACAGGAUCCUGAAAAUCCAUCUUCAAACACAGAUGCAAGUGCAGUUAGUACUUCUUAUGCAAAUCAACAACAUGUUGAAAACAAAGAAAAGGUUGGCAUUAGCAUGUCACAUGGAAAGACCAUACUAGUGAAGGUGAAAACAAACCAGCUUGGAAAAAGCCACUCACUUUCAAACUUAGAAAAGAAAUUUCGUUCAGACAUCGAUGAUUUGCUAGAGGAGAACUUGGAGUUCUGGCUGAGGUUUAGCACCUCGGUGCAUCAGAUUCAAAAGUUUCAAAAUUCCAUUAAGGACUUAAGAUUUGAGCUUAGAAAAAUAAGGGGUAACAACAUGCCCCAAGAGAACUCAAGUUCUAUACAAUCUGAAAUAAAACCAAUAUUUAGACACCUAAGAGAGAUAAGAACGGAGUUAUUACUAUGGCUUGAACACAAUGAAGUGUUGCAGGAAGAGUUGCAGGGUAGGCAUCCAUCAUUGUGCACAUUACAAGAUGAAAUAGCAAGAGCAGCAAAUCCAAAUUGUGCAUCACAUAUGGCAGAACUAAGUGGAUAUCAGGCUGCAAAGUUUCAAGGUGAGGUUUUAAACAUGAAGCAGGAGAGCAACAAGGUUUCUAGUGAACUCGAAGCAGGUGUGAGUUGUGUGAAGGGACUUAGAGGUCAAGUUGAGAAGAUGCUAGAAGAACUGAAUCAAGAAAUUAGGGCUAACACUCAUGGCAACAUGAAACACUCCACAAGUCGUGGUAGAAUACCCUUGAAGUCUUUUCUGUUUGGAAUCAAGUUAAAGAAGCAAAAGCAAACGGUUUUGACAUGUGUGCAUCCAACACUGCUUAGGCAAUAUAGUGAUCUAUCAGAGGCUGAGGAUACCUUUAUAUAGACACAUUUUCAUCCUCUAGUUGAGUUUUUGGACAAUUCUACAUUUUGUAUAGUCAAUGAUUAUGAUUUUGAUGUUGCUUUUAUGUCUAGUCUUUUGUCUGAAAUCGUAGAAGCUAUGUAACCAGCAUUUGCGUUGUAAAUAUAUACUUACACGGAAAUAUAAAGAUUCUCUAUAAACUUUAACCAAUUC